Lates calcarifer (barramundi perch) is the source of this 1299-nucleotide messenger RNA. It is a transcript of the gene lrrc51, whose product is annotated as leucine rich repeat containing 51. Lineage: Eukaryota; Metazoa; Chordata; Actinopteri; Centropomidae. The transcript is spliced from 5 exons. Bases 441 to 983 code for a protein of 180 amino acids. The record is from RefSeq and is a predicted model, not a curated record. Gene Ontology annotation, molecular function: protein binding.
UUAUUAUAUUUGUUUCAUGUUAUGUUUGUAUCAGCAUUAGUCUUGGUAGUAACGUUUCAGCGGGUCAAGCAGGUUUUAAUAGUUGUACUGGAUGCUCAAUCCGCCAACCCGGAAGAAUUUCGGCGUGCGCCGGUCUUAAAUUAAAAGAGGACUCCAAUCUGCAAGGAACAAGACAUUCUCACAAAAUUUGCUCUAAUUAGCUGGUAACUGUUGCACAUGCGUUUAUCAUGGCGUUUAAUUUUACUCACCAAAUAAUUAGAUUGUUUUGUGGGAAAGCGCAAUUUAAUCGUAAUCUUCUUUAACUACAAAUCCCAUAACUCACCUGUUCGUUGCCUUGGAAACGGGUUGUUGUGUCUCGGACAGGUGACUGUGGCUUCAUCAAUACGAGGUUUUGUAAACAACCUUAUAUUGCGGUGAAUGGAUAUUUUGCAGGUGUGAAUAUGUAUGGAGCGCCUGUGGAUUUAUCUUUUAAACACAUCUGCAAUUUGGCAGAUGCAUGGACAGAGGAGCCCAGCAGUGGCCUACGGCCUUUAAAGAGAAAUUCAGAGAUGAAGUACCAAAGCCGCUCUCUGCGCCUCAAUAACAACAAUAUCAGCAGCCUUAGUGACCUCCAGAGCACUGUUAGCCACUUCCUGGCUGAGCCAUUACAGCUGGCCUGGCUGGACCUUUCAUUCAACAAGAUCACACACAUAGACCAUGUGUUAUGUGAGCUCCAUGAGCUGCGUGUGUUGUAUCUUCACGGUAACAACAUUUUUAUUCUGUCAGAGGUGGACAGGCUGGGAGUGCUGCCACAUCUACACACCAUAACUCUACAUGGAAAUGCCAUAGAAUCCAACAAAGCUUACAGGAAUCGUGUGAUUUCUGCUCUGCCUCGGUUAAAGGCAAUGGACUUCAGUGCUGUGACACGGCAGGAGAGAGUCAUGGCCAAGAUCUGGCAUCACAGCAAUGACCACACCAGAAGCAGCACAGACACUCUCAAGUGACUGAUGGUGAAAUCAUAGUUUUACCCAAAUGACCUGUGUUCCACAUCCACCGCUGAAAAAAAUAUCCUAUAUAUUUUGCCUGUAUAUAUGUGGAAAUAUCAGUAUUGUUUAUAUACAUAACAUAGGUGCAUGUAAGUUCUGUAAUACUUUUGCAAACAUGGGUGUGGGCUGUGCAUUAUUUGGACACUGUUGUGGAUUAUCUUAACUACUUCCCAAAUAUAUGCCUGUGAAAUAUUUAUUUAAUAAGACGCAAGUGUUUAUGUUGAAAGUUUUUAAUGAAUUAAUUAAACCCAAAAAAACAAAACAAAAACCAAAA